Messenger RNA from Hevea brasiliensis (rubber tree), 925 nucleotides. RefSeq names its product ferredoxin-thioredoxin reductase subunit A2, chloroplastic. NCBI's taxonomy places the organism in Eukaryota, Viridiplantae, Streptophyta, Magnoliopsida, Malpighiales, Euphorbiaceae. The record is from RefSeq and is a predicted model, not a curated record. Gene Ontology annotation, biological process: photosynthesis. The transcript has 2 exons. The coding region runs from base 68 to 742 and encodes 224 amino acids.
AAAAACUAAACAAAUAAAAUAACUGCUUAUAUUUUUGGUAGGGACUGUUAGGCAAACUUAGAGAGACAUGAGCCCAACAACUCUGGCUUUACCGUCGGCGGGGGGAGCAGCUUCAGCCUGUUCUCCCCUCAAUCGCCCCACGGCCCCAAUAUCUUCGGCUCUUCGUUGUGUAGAUAUCACCGCGAAUGCUACGAUGAUGUUGUCGAAGAAAUCUCUUGUAUCCCCUUCAUCAUCAUCGUCAUCUUCUUCUUCUAUUUCUUCGGCGGUGGUGGCUGCUGCUUGUACCAACGUUGAUAAUGGUGCGAUGAUGAUGAUUUGCUCCAUCAAAGGUCGCUACUGCUACUCAACUAUCCCCGCUGGUAUAAUGAUAAUAGGGAGGAGGAGGAAGAGGUUGAUUUCAUGCGAUAUAGCAUUGAGAUCCAGCAAUUCGGCGACACCAUCUUUAUCCUCGUCGUCAACAACAGUCACCCAAGGAGAAGAAGAGGGAGAAGAAACUGAUAAGAAGAUUGGGGCGAGGGUUAGAGUGAAAGUUCCCUUGAAGGUUUACCACGUGCCUCGGGUGCCCGAAGUAGAUCUGACUGGGAAAGAAGGUCAUCUCAAGCAGUACGUUGCCCUCUGGAAAGGCAAACGAAUAUCCGCCAAUCUACCUUACAAGGUGGAGUUCGUGGUGGACAUUGAAGGCCGUGGCCCUGUCAAAUUCUUUGCCCAUCUCAAGGAGGACGAAUUUGACUACCUUGAAUAGCAUUUUGCAAUCUCAUUUGCUUUGCUGCUUCUCCUGUCAGACCAGGCCUUGUCACCACCAGCCACUAGGAUCUUUGAUGCAGACACCAAGGAAACUUCAUAUAUAGGUCAUGAUUACCUAAGCUUGUAAUGCUUUAUUAUUCAGUUUUUUAGUGAAUAAAAUCCCUGCAAUUGUGCUUCUUGA